GCCCACGAUACCUGAAUACCACAGCAGUUUUCUUCUCAGAGGUGCUGAAGCUUCUUUGCAGCUUCGUAUUCCUCAGUCACGAGCAGGGCGACGUGGCGUCGGCAAUGCGAACGGUUGUGAAGACCUUCACCAGGAGUGGCGUUGAGCUUCUGAAGGUCAGCGUGCCCUCGCUUCUGUACACAGUCCAGAACAACCUGCUCUUCAUCAGCCUUUCUAACCUCAGUGGAGCCGUGUACCAGGUCACCUACCAGCUGAAGAUCUUGACGACAGCCGUGUUGAGCGUCAUCAUUCUUGGCAAGUCCUUGGGCCUCGAGAAGUGGA
Symbiodinium pilosum is the source of this 321-nucleotide messenger RNA. NCBI's taxonomy places the organism in Eukaryota, Dinophyceae, Suessiales, Symbiodiniaceae. The record is from the annotation of a GenBank genome assembly.